AUGUCAGGGCGGAGCGUGCGCCUGAAGCCGGUGCCCCUCCAGAGCCUCUCAGAGUUGGAGAGAGUUCGCCUGCAGGAAGUGGCCUUAAGCAGGCUGCUCCAGGACUACGACCUGAGCUGCCAGAUCACCAUCCCCAAAGGUACUCUACUACUUAGACCUGGAGGCCAUAAACCAGUCAGCCACUAUCUCCUGAUCCCUCCCUUCAGACUCCCAUUCGAUGAGCAAAGCUAUUUGUUCCCAGGCCCUUGGCGAGAAGUUCUUGUUACAACAUGUCUAAAUAUUACUCAACAGACACUAACACCAAAACAGAAUGUAAUGUAUAAUUUCUAGUUCAUCCUGCGUGUUUAGUGUUGGUAUAAGACAUCAAUUUGUAAAACCAUUUUUUACCCAAUUUAUUCUAACCGUGUAUUCAAUGACUUUUUGUAUAGAAGACAGUCAUUUGAAAGUACUGUAUAUAGCUAGAGGUAUAUAUUUUUCAAUUGUCUUGCCGUGGUGUGAGGUUGUCUGUCUUCACCUCCUGGUCUGUUUCUUGUCAGCCAGGCUCUCACACGGAAUAGGGUUGCAAAGGGAGGGUAGAUUACUGGAAAAUUUCGAAUACCAGUAAUCUACCAGAAUUUUGGUAUCUUUCAAGGAUUUUACAGAUAUACGAUCUCAUUUUGAUCACUCUUUUGUUGCUGAGAAUUUUCCUGCACAGCAGGAAAUGCAAACCUGUAGUGUAUUCAGUUUAAACUGGUGUUCGUGAGAGUCUCAGCUUUCCACAGAGGGGUCAUAUUAGUGUGUAGGCCAAACCGUUCGGACUCUACAAACGUUUUCUGAGAAGACCGAUUUUCGGGAUGUCUCAUGGUCUGACAAACACUGUUCUAGCUCUGCCACCUUUCACCGCAGAUGCGAAAGGGCGAUAUCAACGGAUGUGGUGGAUUGAGACGCAGCCCAUGCAAAGAACCAGAUAACUCUAGUUUAAACAGACAGAUUUUGAAGCGGAUUUUUGUAUUAUGUUAAUUACAUUUCCACGGUGGCACGUAAAUAUUAGGUCAAGGGUUAAAAAGGCUUCUAAAGUUUGUCAUUUCCACUUUAAAAUGUCAGACUUGAUUAGCCCUAAUGAAAAAUAUAUCAACCCUACAAAAAAUGUCCAUUACUUAUAAUUUGAUUUGAUUUAUUAGGAUCCUAUUAGACGUGCCAAUGGUGACAGCUAGUCUUACUAGGGUCUGACACAUAACGAAAAAGACAUUACAGACUAAAUACUUUACAAUUUACAUAUAUUUAAAAACGUUAACAUGUAGUGUGUGUGUGUGUGCAUCUAUCAGUUACAUAUACAUGUCAGUACAUACACACAAUGAGUAGGUCACAUAGUGGAGAGGCGUUGUGCCCUGAGGUGUUGCUGCAGGAUUAUCUUCCUUCUGUAGCAAACUGGCUCAAAUUAAGAUCCUACAUCUGUAUGUAAUGUAUCACAAUACAUCUAGUGGCUCAUUUGGGUACUUGAGAUGAUCCCAGGUGUCUGUUAUAGUCCUCUGUGUGGCCUUAUCACAUGUGGCCUUAUGAAAUAAUUGAAUAAGAUGAUUAUAAAAUAAAAUAAAUAGAAUGAACAAUUUAAACCAUCAACUUAGUGAAUACCAUUGGUGUUUAAUAAAGGUUUCAGCAUGAAAUAUAACAAAAAAUAUAUUAUUUGUUUUUACAAACUUAAAUAUAUUUUACUAUGUCAAUAUGUAUUUGUUGUCAAUGUUUUGGUGUCAAACUGAUGGCAGUUGUGAAAAAAUACAAUAGUUGGAAGAGUUAAUUGAAAAUAUUUGCAUGGUUGAAAAUAUGCUUUUUUCAUUAAUUAGGCUAUUUUCUCUUGAACCUAUGGUCUAUCUACUAGAAACUCAUGGACAAUUUGGACGCAGAUAUAAUAAAUGAAUACUAUAUUUUUAUUUUAUUUUUACAGUUAUUAAAGUAUAAAUUGCCAAAGUUAUGAUAGAUUGCCAUAGAUUUUCUGUUAAUUACCAAAAUUACUGAAUAUUCUGGUAACUUUGAUAAAUUACCAGUAGCUUUGCAACCCUAGUCAUGGAUCACAUUCCCUCAUGUGCUCCUGGCUUAACUGUCUUAGGCUAACAUGGGACUGACACCCUCUAGACAUACACUGCCAUCAACAGUCCCUCACAAUAACUCCAGCAUGAAACCUCUAGAAAAGACUAGCAAGAAAAAUUAACUGUAGGAAAAACAGAUUAAAUGUCAUCUGAAAAAGUAGCAGACUUUAAAAUCACCCUGUCUACAUAUGGAUUGAGUUAGGUAAGACAGGACAGUAUAUGCAGGCACGUUUUGUGUGGAAAGUCACAUAUGACCUCAAUAGUGCUAUUGAAAGAAGACUAUAAAUUCACAUUCCACAUUUUAAAUAUAACAUGAUUUAUGCUUGGGUUGUCUGUUUAAGGAGAUUUUGAGGCCUCUUUCAGAUUGUGAUGAGAACAUUGGUAUAUGGAAAUGCAAUAUUGAGUCAUGAAGUGACAUGUUACAAGUAUGGUGAUAUCUGGUAGAAUGUUAAGAAGUCUUGUGUAACAUCUGUGUUCUUUCUUUUCUUAGAUGGUCAAAAGCAUAAGAAGUCACUCAGGAGGAAGUUGGAUUCAUUGGCCAAAGAGAAGAGUAAAGAAAAAGGUGCUGUGGAACUUGGCUACAUUAAUUUAUUUUUUACACUUUGCCAUACCAUACAAUGACAGUACUGGGGGAUUCGCAAUGGCUCUUCAUCACUAAACCAUAUUGAGAUAAGAGUGUCUUACAUGCAGUCAGUGAUAAUAUUGAUGUCAGUCUUUCCGACCCAGUGAAGAUAAACAUGUCUCCUUUUAGUUCAAGGCUGUGGGAUAGACACUGAGUCCUGUAGACCUUUCCCACUGGGAAAAAACGCUUUGAAUCAUCAUUGUUUCCAUGUAAUUUAAAUAUGGAAAACUGAUUGGAUUUGCAAAAAGUCAUCGACGUAAAGGAAUUGUAUAUCCAAUGACAGAGUGACAUUUUUUGUUGAUUUCACAUUGAAUUCAUGUUAUGUAAAUGUUAUGUUCACGUUAUGUGAAUUCACAAAUGUAAAUUAAAGUAGACAUUGAACUGACGUCUGUGCCUUGUUGUUGUCCAGCUGGGCUCUGUUUUCUCACACAUUGGCCUGGCCAGCCGUUGACAGUGGAAAACGGACUCUUUGAUCCAUUUCACUGGAGCUCACUGGAGCAGGCAUUCUCAGCUGUUUCUACCUGCCGAGCUCUCAGGGAAAAUAUACAGUAGAAGCCUCCUCCUGAAAGGGCUGGGGCUGCUUCAACAACUGCACUGCCGACUGCUGCCCUGCCCCGCCCCCUACAAUAAUGUUCAUUUACAGGAAUGUGAGAUCUCUCUGUCGGCUAGGCGGUCAAGGAAAUAACAAAAACAAUCUUGAGAGGUGGCUCAGUCAUCACAGCCUAUCCUCGGGCAUUGCCAACCCUGUCCCACCCCCACUCUCUUUUCCUUUUCUCUCCCUGUGUUUAAAGAGACAAAUCCCCAAAUAUGCGUCCCCUGACAGGAUAGUGUAUACAUAGUGGGGAUAUUGUUUAGGUUAAACACUAUAUUUCCCUAAGAACCUAUAGAGUUGUUAUUAUACGAGUUUUCAAGUAGAGUGCCUAUGGGAUAUUUAAAGGAGGCAAAAAAGGAGGCAUGGUUUAUAGCCGUGCAGGCUUUACGGCAAGUACAAUUACGGUAGAUGCUACUUUGUUUUCCCCUUCCAAUUGGCUCAUUCAUCCCUCCUCUUCUCCUCUGUAACUAUUCCCCAGGUCGUUGCUGUAAAUGAGAAUGUGUUCUCAGUCAACUUACCUGGUAAAAUAAGGGUAAAAUAAAAUAAAAUACUUUGAAGCAAGUGUAUGGAUUUUUCAUAGAAUUUAAGCUAAUGAUGAAGAUUAACUUUCCUUUUUCUUUCCCUCCCCCGCACCACAGAGUCUAUGCCCCAGGCCUUCGGCAUACCGCUGUCGCAGGUGAUCUCUAACGACCAUGCCCAGAAACAGCGUCAGGAGCUCCAGACCCAGCGCGAGGAGCACCUUGAUGCCAGUGACCUGGUGUCCUCCCUGCUGCACCUCACCUCCCGGAGGAGCACUAAGGACAAGGAGAUGUCAAGCAGCAACUCCUCCCUCAGCUCCACCUCCGAGACGCCCAAUGAGUCCCCUUCGCCCAACACGCCCGAGGCAGCACCACGCACAUGCAGAAGGGUAGGUUUUACAUGUGGGGGGCUGUUCUCACAAACCAACAUCAGGAGCCUGAAUGUAUUCUGUUGUAUACACACCCAGAUAUGCAGGGUCGGCCCUAGCCUUUUGGAGGCCCUAAGAAAGAUUUGGUUGAGGUGCCCCCCUACCUCGCAAAACAUUUUAGUGGCCCACUGUUGACGAAGGACAGAAAUAUUAGUAGGUUUUAAAGUAAAUUUUCUGCAAUUAGUACAAGUUUAGAUAGCUGGCUAGCAGGGUUGGGCUCAAUUCAGAAUUUUGGAAUUCAGUCCCAUUCAACCCAUGAGUUGAAAUACGAAUUGAAUUGGCCACACCCCACAUGAUGUAGAAUUUGAAUUUUUGUUUGAUUAACAGGAAGUACAUUUUAAUGCAGUGCAAUUCAAAGAAAUUCCACUCAGUCAUAGAACAUGAGAGUUUCCUUGAACGUGACAGGUCACACUUCCAGAUAACAAAGAAUAUAUCACUUUUCUCUGGAAACAAUGUUCAUACACUAUUUUAACCUUAGUGCUUGGAAUAGCCAAUUAUAUUUCCACCAACCAUUUAAUUUGUUUGGCUUCUUUUUGAAGUCCUCAGGGUCAACUUCAGGGUUAAACUAAUGCAUUCUGGGAAAUGUUGUGUUUUCCCCAUAUUGAACUACAUUUAAGUGAUUCAUUAAAUAUAAUAACCAUAACUUGUAAUAUAAUAACUUUUUAUUUCAUGAUAAAAAAUUGUUUCAACAAUAUUUGAUAUGCAUGUAUUUAACGACAUGUUUGAUGUUUUAUUUACAAAACAUUAGGAACACCUUCCUAAUAGUGAGUUGAACCCGCUUUUGCCCUCAGAACAGUCUCAAUUCGUUGUGGCAUGGACUACAAGGUGUCGAUAGCAUUCAAUAGGGAUGCUGGCCCAUGUUGACUCCAAUGCUUUCCACAGUUGUGUGAAGUUGGCUGGAUGUAUUUGGGUGGUGGACCGUUCUUUAUACACACGGGAAACUGUUGAGAGUGAAGAACCCAGCAGCGUUACAGUUCUUGACACACUCAAACCGGUGCGCCUGGCACCUUCUACCAUACCACGUUCAAAGGCACAUAAAUAUUUCGUUUUGCAUUCACCCUCUGAAUGGCACACAUACACAAUCCAUGUCUCAAUUGUCUCAAGGCUUAAAAAUCCUUCUUUAACCUGUCUCCUCCCCUUCAUCUACACUGAUUGAAGUGGAUUCAACAGGUGACAUCAAUAAGGGAUCAUAGCUUUAACCUGGAUUCACCUGGUCAGUCUAUGUCGUGGAAAGAGCAGGUGUUCCUAAUGUUUUGUACACUGAAUCUAUAUUUGGAUAUACUGCACCUAAUAUAGAAUAGAACAGGCAUUUGAAUUUAGUUGAAUUUCACUGAAUUCAAUUCUAUUUACAGUGAGGGAAAAAAGUAUUUGAUCCCGUGCUGAUUUUGUACGUUUGCCCACUGACAAAGACAUGAUCAGUCUAUAAUUUUAAUGGUAGGUUUAUUUGAUCAGUGAGAGACAGAAUAGCAACAAAAAAAUCCAGAAAAACGCAUGUCAAAAAUGUUAUCAAUUGAUUUGCAUUUUAAUGAGGGAAAUAAGUAUUUGACCCCUCUGCAAAACAUGACUUAGUACUUGGUGGCAAAACCCUUGUUGGCAAUCACAGAGGUCAGAUGUUUCUUGUAGUUGGACACCAGGUUUCGAGGCUGACGUUUGGCAACUCGAACCUUCAGCUCCCUCCACAGAUUUUGUAUGGGAUUAAGGUCUGGAGACUUGCUAGGCCACUCCAGGACCUUAAUGUGCUUCUUCUUGAGCCACUACUUUGUUGCCUUGGCCGUGAGUUUUGGGUCAUUGUCAUGCUGGAAUACCCAUCCACGACCCAUUUUCAAUGCCCUGGCUGAGGGAAGGAGGUUCUCACCCAAGAUUUGAUGGUACAUGGCCCCGUCCAUCGUCCCUUUGAUGCAGUGAAGUUGUCCUGUGCCCUUAGCAGAAAAACACCAUGUUUGACGGUGGGGAUGGUGUUCUUGGGGUCAUAGGCAGCAUUCCUCCUCCUCCAAACACGCCGAACUUGAGUUGAUGCCAAAGAGCUCGAUUUUGGUCUCAUCUGACCACAACACUUUCACCCAGUUCUCCUCUGAAUCAUUCAGAUGUUCAUUGGCAAACUUCAGACGGGCCUGUAUAUGUGCUUUCUUGAGCAGGGAGACCUUGCGGGCGCUGCAGGAUUUCAGUCCUUCACGGCGUAGUGUGUUACCAAUUGUUUUCUUGGUGACUAUGGUCCCAGCUGCCUUGAGAUCAUUGACAAGAUCCUCUCGUGGUGUUCUGGGCUGAUUCCUCACCUCUAUCAUGAUCAUUGCAACUCCACGAGGUGAGAUCUUACAUGGAGCCCCAGGCCGAGGGAGAUUGACAGUUAUUUUGUGUUUCAUCCAUUUGCGAAUAAUCGCACCAACUGUUGUCACCUUCUCACCAAGCUGCUUGGCGAUGGUCUUGUAGCCCAUUCCAGCCUUGUGUAGGUCUACAAUCUUGUCCCUGACAUCCUUGGAGAGCUCUUUGGUCUUGGCCAUGGUGGAGAGUUUGGAAUCUGAUUGAUUGAUUGCUUCUGUGGACAGGUGUCUUUUAUACAGGUAACAAGCUGAGAUUAGGAGCACUCCCUUUAAGAGUGUGAUCCUAAUCUCAGCUCGUUACCUGCAGAAAAGACACCUGGGAGCCAGACAUCUUUCUGAUUGAGAGGGGGUCAAAUAUUUAUUUCCCUCAUUAAAAUGCAAAUCAAUUUAUAACAUUUUUGACAUGCGUUUUUCUAGAUUUUGUUGUUGUUAUUCUGUCUCUAACUGUUCAAAUAAACCUACCAUUAAAAUUAUAGACUGAUCAUUUCUUUGUCAGUGGGCGAAUGUACAAAAUCAGCAGGGGAUCAAAUACUUUUUUCCCACACUGUACUUUAAUAACAUUUUAAUUGCAAUUUUGUAUCCUGUUCACUACUUCAAUUCAAAUUCAAUUCAAAUUCAAGAAUUUGAUUGGAAUUUAUGAGGCAUUCUCAAUUCAAUUGCUUACAACCUGAGGGGCAAAGGUAGCAAUACUGUUGGCCAUGAUCCCACUUCACUCCACUAUAUGUGUCACGAUCAUUGACUGAAGACACGGACCAAGGCGCAGCGUGAUAAGCGUACAUACUUUUAUUUAACGUACUUAACGACAAAAACAACAAACAAACGAUACGUGAAGUCCUGAGGUUAUAACACAACAAACCUUUACGGAUCAAGAUCCCACAAAGACUAGUGCAAAACAGGCUGCCUAAGCAUGGUCCCAAAUCAGAGACAACGAGCUACAGCUGCCUCUGAUUGGGAACCACCCUGGCCAACAUAGAUCAAACGAUCUAGAACAAAAACAUAGAAAAACUAAACAUAGCAAAUCCACACCUUGGCUCAACAUUUAAGAGUCCCCAGAGCCAGGGUGUGACAGUACCCCCCCCCCCCCCCCCCAAAGGCGCGGACUGCGACCGCGCCACACAAACACAAGAGGGUAGGGGCUGGGUGGGCAUUCCGCCUCGGAUCCGGCUCCGGGCGUGACCACCACUCUCUCUCCACCCCCCCGUUGCGCCCCUGAUCUAGUCUGGCCCCGCUGGCCGGAGCUGGACUGGACACCGGUGGAGCAGAUUGCUCUGGCUCCGGAGUGGAUCCGCUGACUGGAGUUGGACCGGACCCCGGUGGAGCGGAUUGCUCUGGCUCCGGAGUGGGGCAGCUGACCGGUGCCGGACCAGGCACCGGUGGAACAGGCACGGGCCGUGCCGGACUGGACACACGCACCACUGGCUUGGUGCGGGGAGCAGGAACGGGCCGGACCGGGCUGACGACGCGCACCACUGGCUUGGUGCGGGGAGCAGGAACGGGCCGGACCGGGCUGACGACGCGCACCACUGGCUUGGUGCGAGGGACAGGAACAGGCCGGACCGGGCUGGCGACGCGCACCACUGGCUUGGUGCGGGGAGCAGGAACAGGCCGGACCGGGCUGAUGACGCGCACCACUGGCUUGGUGCGGGGAGCAGGAAGAGGCCGGACCGGGCUGGUGACGCGCACCACUGGCUUGGUGCGAGGGACAGGCACAGGCUGGACCGGGCUGGCGAAGCGCACCACAGGCUUGGUGCGAGGGACAGGAACAGGCCGAACCGGGCUGGCGACGCGCACCACUGGCUUGGUGCGAGGGACAGGAACAGGCCGGACCGGGCUGGCGACGCGCACCACUGGCUUGGUGCGAGGGACAGGAACAGGCCGAACCGGGCUGGCGACACGCACCACUGGCUUGGUGCGAGGGGCAGGCACAGGCCGGACCGGGCUGGCGACGCGCACCACUGGCUUGGUGCGAGGGACAGGAACAGGCCGGACCGGGCUGGCGACGCGCACCACUGGCUUGGUGCGGGGAGCAGGAACAGGCCGGGCUGGACUGGGAACACGGACCAUUGGCUUGGUGCGGGGAGCCGGAACGGGCCGGGCCGGACUGGCGACGCGCACCACAGGCUUGGUGCGAGGGACAGGCACAGGCCGGACCGGGCUGGCGACGCGCACCACAGGCUUGGUGCGAGGGACAGGAACAGGCCGGACCGGGCUGGCGACGCGCACCACUGGCUUGGUGCGAGGGACAGGAACAGGCCGGACCGGGCUGGCGACGCGCACCACUGGCUUGUUGCGAGGGACAGGAACAGGCCGAACCGGGCUGGCGACACGCACCACUGGCUUGGUGCGAGGGGAAGGCACAGGCCGGACCGGGCUGGCGACGCGCACCACUGGCUUGGUGCGAGGGACAGGAACAGGCCGGACCGGGCUGGCGACGCGCACCACUGGCUUGGUGCGAGGGACAGGAACAGGCCGAACCGGGCUGGCGACACGCACCACUGGCUUGGUGCGAGGGGCAGGCACAGGCCGGACCGGGCUGGCGAUGCGCACCACUGGCUUGGUGCGAGGGACAGGAACAGGCCGGACCGGGCUGGCGACGCGCACCACUGGCUUGGUGCGAGGGACAGGAACAGGCCGGACCGGGCUGGCGACGCGCACCACUGGCUUGGUGCGGGGAGCAGGAACAGGCCGGGCUGGACUGGGAACACGGACCAUUGGCUUGGUGCGGGGAGCCGGAACGGGCCGGGCCGGACUGGCGACGCGCACCACAGGCUUGGUGCGAGGGAACAGGAAACAGGCAGGACAGGGCUGGCGACGCGCACACAGGCUUGGUCGCGAGGGACAGGAACAUGUCCGGACGGGCUGGCGAUGCGCACCCACUGGCUUGAUGCGAGGGACAGGAACAGGCCGGGAACGGGCUGACGACGCGCACCACUGGCUUGGUGCGAGGGACAGGAACAGGCCGGACCGGGCUGGCGGACGCACACCACUGGCUUGGUGCGAGGGACAGGGGCUACAGGCCGGACCGGGCUGGCGACGCGCACCCACUGGCUUGGGGCGAGGGACAGGAACAGCCGGACCGGGCUGGCGACGCGCACCACUGGGCUUGGUGCGAGGGACAAGGAACAGGCGGACCGGGCUGGCGACGCGCACCACUGGCUAGGUGCGGGGAGCAGGAACAGGCCGGGCUGGACUGGGAACACGCACCAUUGGCUUGGUGCGGGGAGCCGUAACGGGCCGGGCCGGACUGGAGGGGAGAGCUGACACAACCCGUCCUGGCUGAAUGCCUAUUUCCACACAAUAUGUGUGAGGCAUCAGCACAGGACGUACAGGGCUGUGCACUCGUACUGGCGCUACAGCACGUGGCACUGGCGCAGGAUAUACGGGACCGAGGAGGGGUACUGGAGGCCACGAGCGUUGAGCCGGCACACCCCGUCCUGGCUGCAUGCCCACCUUAGCACGAGACGUGCGUGGUGCUAGCACAGGACGUACAGGACUGUGCCGGAACACUCGCGGCACAGUACGUGGCUCCGCCAACCACCCUUUUAGCCCCCCCAAAAAAAAAUAUUGGGGCUGUCUCUCGGGCUUCCUCCCCGGCCGGUACCCUCUGCGUUGCCGCUGCUCCUCUCUGUAGCUCGCCUCCACAGUCUCCUCUCCUCCCUGGGCAUUCACCUUUGCCCAUGGCCCUUUCCCCGCGAAUAUCUCCUCCCAAGACCACCAUUUGCCCACCUGCGACAUCGCCUUCUUCUCCUCCUGGGCACGCUGCUUGGUUCUCUUAUGGUGGGUUCUUCUGUCACGAUCGUUGACUGAAGACACGGACCAAGGCGCAGCGUGUUAAGCGUACAUACUUUUAUUUAACGUACUUAACGUCAAAAACAACAAACAAACGAUACGUGAUGUCCUGAGGUUAUAACACAACAAGCCUUUACGUAUCAAGAUCCCACAAAGACUAGUGCAAAACAGGCUGCCUAAGUAUUGACCCCAAUCAGAGACAACGAGCUACAGCUGCCUCUGAUUGGGAACCACCCUGGCCAACAUAGAUCAAAUGAUCUAGAACAAAAACAUAGAAAACUAAACAUAGCAAAUCCACACCCUGGCUCAACAUUUAAGAGUCCCCAGAGCCAGGGCGUGACAAUAUGCUUUCUACUGUAUAUAAACCAUUGUUCUACGCCAUGCACUUGAUGCUAUGCUAGCCGCCGUGUGCUAUCCAUAACCUCUCCAUAUGGCUGUACUGUUCUCACUCCAUGGGUUGUAACCAAAAUUAUUUUCCAAUCGUUUCAUUCUGAACAGAACCAUACAUUUCUUUGUUCCGUUCCACUGUACGGACCAGCAAAAUAAAGUUCUGAACCGGUUCAAAUCUGUUUUGCUUUUUUUAUUUAUUUAGCUUGACAUGCAUUGUCUGAAUUAAGCCCACAGAAUUAUACCUACGGAGGAGCGGCUUCUCUGAAGGAACUUUGAAUGUCGUUGAACUUCAGAGAGUUGGUUUAACUAAUGUUGUACCAGAGCUAGCCCUUGAUCAUGACUCUUAGUUCCAUUACAUUACACAUAAUGCCACCUAGAGUUUUUUCGAGAGCUAGAUCAGAGCUAGCUAAUAAGCUAGCUAACUAACAAGCUUGUGUGUGCAGAGCAGCACCAGAAUUAAAAUAAAAACACAUCUUACCUUUUGUAGUUAAUAAAUCCAAUGUGAAACGUGAUAACUAUAGAAUCCUUAGCUAGCUUUAAAAAAGUUAAUAAUUGUUCUCUAAUUAAAAAUCUCUCUCCCUAAUUUCUGAAUCAGGCCUGUAACAUCAAUAGCUACAGUAGACUAUGCAUGCUUCAGAGGGAGGGGGAGGGGCAGGUAGCCUACACACAGCAUCUGUCAUUUUGUCUUUGAUUGACAAGAUUUUCUGUUCUGUUCCCUCAACCGGUUCCAACCCCUGACUCACACAACCCGGUGUCUGUGUGUAUCUGGCAGGGAGGAGUGUCUGUGGAUUGCAUCACUGACCUGGAUGACAACCAGUCUCGUCUGCUGGAGGCCCUGCAGCUGUCCCUGCCAGCCGAGACGCCAAGCAACAAGAAGAAGCAGAGGGACAAGAAUCUCAGCCUCAACCACAUCUUUCGACAGGUGCCCAGGGUAGUGGAGAGCUGCUGCCUGCACCUAGAGAAACAUGGUACACACACUGCUGUCAUUCUUCAAAAAUGCUUACAUUUUUGAAGUCUUACGCAUAUUGUGCUCCAAUUCAGAGUUGAGAUAAGUGCAGGCAACUCAGACUUUCAUGUACAGUGGGGAAAAAAAGUAUUUAGUCAGCCACCAAUUGUGCAAGUUCUCCCACUUAAAAAGAUGAGAGAGGCCUGUAAUGUUCAUCAUAGGUACACGUCAACUAUGACAGACAAAAUGAGAAAAAAAAAAUCAAGAAAAUCACAUUGUAGGAUUUUUAAUGAAUUUAUUUGCUAAUUAUGGUGGAAAAUAAGUAUUUGGUCAAUAACAAAAGUUUCUCAAUACUUUGUUAUAUACCCUUUGUUGGCAAUGACACAGGUCAAACGUUUUCUGUAAGUCUUCACAAGGUUUUCACACACUGUUGCUGGUAUUUUGGCCCAUUCCUCCAUGAAGAUCUCCUCUAGAGCAGUGAUGUUUUGGGGCUGUCGCUGGGCAACACGGACUUUCAACUCCCUCCAAAGAUUUUCUAUGGGGUUGAGAUCUGGAGACUGGCUAGGCCACUCCAGGACCUUGAAAUGCUUCUUACGAAGCCACUCCUUCGUUGCCCGGGCGGUGUGUUUGGGAUCAUUGUCAUGCUGAAAGACCCAGCCACGUUUCAUCUUCAAUGCCCUUGCUGAUGGAAGGAGGUUUUCACUCAAAAUCUCACGAUACAUGGCCCCAUUCAUUCUUUCCUUUACACGGAUCAGUCGUCCUGGUCCCUUUGCAGAAAAACAGCCCCAAAGCAUGAUGUUUCCACCCCCAUGCUUCACAGUAGGUAUGGUGUUCUUUGGAUGCAACUCAGCAUUCUUUGUCCUCCAAACACGAAGAGGUGAGUUUUUACCAAAAAGUUAUAUUUUGGUUUCAUCUGACCAUAUGACAUUCUCCCAAUCCUCUUCUGGAUCAUCCAAAUGCACUCUAGCAAACUUCAGACGGGCCUGGACAUGUACUGGCUUAAGCAGGGGGACACGUCUGGCACUACGUCCCUGGCGGCGUAGUGUGUUACUGAUGGUAGGCUUUGUUACUUUGGUCCCAGCUCUCUGCAGGUCAUUCACUAGGUCCCCCUGUGUGGUUCUGGGAUUUUUGCUCACCGUUCUUGUGAUCAUUUUGACCCCACGGGGUGAGAUCUUGCGUGGAGCCCCAGAUCGAGGGAGAUUAUCAGUGAUCUUGUAUGUCUUCCAUUUCCUAAUAAUUGCUCCCACAGUUGAUUUCUUCAAACCAAGCUGCUUACCUAUUGCAGAUUCAGUCUUCCCAGCCUGGUGCAGGUCUACAAUUUUGUUUCUGGUGUCCUUUGACAGCUCUUUGGUCUUGGCCAUAGUGGAGUUUGGAGUGUGACUGUUUGAGGUUGUGGACAGGUGUCUUUUAUACUGAUAACAAGUGCAAACAGGUGCCAUUAAUACAGGUAACGAGUGGAGGACAGAGGAGCCUCUUAAAGAAGAAGUUACAGGUCUGUGAGAGCCAGAAAUCUUGCUUGUUUGUAGGUGACCAAAUACUUAUUUUCCACCAUAAUUUGCAAAUAAAAUCAUAAAAAAAAUACAAUGUGAUUUUCUGGAUUGUUUUUCUCAGUUUGUCUGUCAUAGUUGACGUGUACCUAUGAUGAAAAUACAGGCCUCUCUCAUCUUUUUAAGUGGGAGAACUUGCACAAUUGGUGGCUGACUAAAUAAUUUUUUUCCCCACUGUAAAUCAUUCACUGAAGUCAACGGACGAUAUGAUUUGCAGAGGAUUUAAUCGUGACUGGAUUUAUCUACACGUUUUCCCUGUUGUUACAACAAAUUUGUCCUCAAUUUCUCCAUUUAAUUUAGGUCUACAGACAGUUGGCAUUUUCCGUGUAGGGAGCUCAAAGAAGAGGGUACAGCAGGUAAGGUUUCACUGGAAAAUGCUGAGGUGCGCAUCAAACACACUAUGAAAUUCCUAGUAUGUUUCUAGUGUUAAACUGUGGUGGAUGUUGUGUUGUGUCGUGUUGUUGUCUUCAGCUGAGAGAGGAAUGUGACCAGCGUGUGGAGGUCCAACUGGAUGAGGAGCACAGUGUCCAUGAUGUGGCCGCGCUGCUCAAGGAGUUCCUGAGGGACAUGCCUGAUCCCCUACUAACCAGGGAGCUCUACACCGCCUUCAUCAACACCAUGUGUGAGGAACACACACAAACCCUUGCUAUAAACCUCAUACCAAAAUAACACACAAUCUCACCACCACAUUUCACAUAGCCUUCAACAACAUAAUGUGUGAACCUUGUAUUUUAUUUCUCUAUGCACACUCACAGGAACCUACACACGCAAGCACACUGACACUCCAACACACAUAACAUGCACACACAUUUAAACUGACUCGACACACACACACACACACCCUGUAUAUACACUACCGGUCAAAAGUUUUAGAACACGUACUCAUUCAAGGGUUUUUCUUUAUUUUGACUAUUUUCUACAUUGUAGAAUAAUAGUGAAGACAUCAAAACUAUGAAAUAACACAUAUGGAAUCAUGUAGUAACCAAACAAGUGUUACACAAAUCAAACUAUAUUUUAUAUUUGAGAUUCUUCAAAUAGCCACCCUUUGCCUUGAUGACAGCUUUGCACACUCUUGGCAUUCUCUCAACCAGCUUCAUAAGGUAGUCACCUGGAAUGUAUAUCAAUUAACAGGUGUGCCUUGUUAAAAGUUAAUUUGUGGAAUGUAUUUCCUUCUUAAUGCGUUUCAGCCAAUCAGUUGUGUUGUGACAAGGUAGGGGUGGUAUACAGAAGAUAGCCCUAUUUGGUAAAAGACCAAGUCCAUAUUAUGGCAAGAACAGCUCAAAUAAGCAAAGAGAAACGACAGUCCAUCAUUACUUUAAGACAUGAAGGUCAGUUUCUUCAAGUGCAGUCGCAAGAACCAUGAAGCGCUAUGAUGAAACUGGCUCUCAUGAGGACCACCACAGGAAUGGAAGACCCAGAGUUACCUCUGCUGCAGAGGAUAAGUUCAUUAGAGUUACCAGCCUCAGAAAUUGCAGCCAAAAUAAAUGCUUCACAGAGUUCAAGUAACAGACACAUCUCAACAUCAACUGUUCAGAGGAGACUGUGUGAAUCAGGCCUUCAUGGUCGAAUUGCUGUAAAGAAACCACUACUAAAGGACACCAAUAAGUAGAAGAGACUUGCUUGGGCCAAGAAACACGAGCAAUGGACAUUAGACCGGUGGAAAUCUGUCCUUUGGUCUGGAGUCCAAAUUGGAGAUUUUUGUUCCAACCCCUGUGUCUUUGUGAGACACGGUGUGGGUGAACGGAUGAUCUCUGCAUGUGUAUUUCCCACCGUGAAACAUGGAGGAGGAGGUGUUAUGGUGUGGGGGUGCUUUGCUGGUGACACUGUCUGUGAUUUAUUUAGAAUUCAAGGCAUACUUAACCAGCAUGGCUACCACAGCAUUCUGCAGCGAUACGCCAUCCCAUCUGGUUUGGGCUUAGUGGGACUAUCAUUUGUUUUUCAACAGGACAAUGACCCAACACACCUCCAGGCUGUGUAAGGGCUAUUUUACCAAGAAGGAGAGUGAUGGAGUGCUGCAUCAGAUGACCUGGCCUCCACAAUCCCCCGACCUCAACCAAAUUGAGAUGGUUUGGGAUGAGUCGGGCCGCAGAGUGAAGGAAAAGCAGCCAACAUUGGUCAGCAUAUGUGGGAACUCCUUCAAGACUGUUGGAAAAGCAUUCCAGGUGAAGCUGGUUGAGAGAAUGCGAAGAGUGUGCAAAGCUGUCAUCAAGGCAAAGGGUGGCUAUUUGAAGAAUCUAAAAUCUCAAAUAUAUUUUGAUUUGUUUAACACUUCUUUGGUUAAUACAUGAUUCCAUAUGUGUUAUUUAAUAGUUUUGAUGUCUUCACUAUUAUUCUACAAUGUAGAAAAUAGUCAAAUUAUAGAAAAACCCUUGAAUGAGUAGGUGUUCUAAAACUUUUGACCGGUAGUUUAGCUUCUUACUUUCUCCUAUUCUUCUUAUUUCUUGUUUUUAUUUCUUGUGUGUUUUUGUUCUACCUUAUGUUAUUUUUAGUGCUACAUUGAUUUUGAUUACUACAUUGUUGGGUUUGAAGCUUGGAAGAAAGGCAUUUCACUGUGCUUGUGCACGUGACAUUAAAACUUGAACAGCCCACACUGGCCCCAUAUCCCACAUUCAUGUACACUACAUCCACUACAGUAUAUAACUCAAAUGCUUUGCCACACUCUCAGCACAACACUUCUCAUACCAUUCAUCAACUCCAUGUGUGAAGGGUGUACAGGAACUCCUACACUACGGUAGUUUGUUAUUAAGAAAGCGCAUAAUUCAUACAGCUAAUUCCUAUACAAUAUCUAUUGUAAAGUGAGUACAAAUUGGUCUGUAGCUGUAAGGAUUAGAGGGAGUUGUGAUGAUGUUUAUUGUGUCCUCCUCUGCAGUACUGGACCAUUCAGACCAGGAGAGCACCAUGCAGCUGCUGAUGUACCUGCUCCCACCCUGCAACAGUGACACCCUGCAACGCCUCCUGGAGUUCCUGGCCACGGUGGCCGCCCAUGCCGAAGACAGCCAGGACAAGGACGGUCAGGAGGUAAGGGCAGGUACGGGCAGGACAGGAUAGGACAGGAGGACAGAGCAGGACAGGGCAGGAACGGAGGACAGAACAGGGCAGGACAGGACAGGAACACUGGAUGGAAGAUCAGUAGUCUAAUAAAAUGGCUUAAGUUUACUGUCCUUUUCUCCCUUUGUCUGGGAUCAACUUUCAUGGAUGAAUGUUGUAGUAGUGCAUCCAAUGUUGGGUAUUUGAGAUCCAUGACAAGGUCAUACUCAUCUAUUGAAAUACUGGCAGCAUUUUACAUUACAGAACGGAAUACAUGGUUAAUAACAUGCAGUAGUUGUACUUCUGCCAUCCGAAACUAAAGAGUGUAGUACAUGUUGAGGAUCCAUUGACAUUCUCAUUCUGAUUGACAGACAUGGCUUUAUUUAUAUUGAUAAGGGCGGGUUAAGUGCACAUUCAUUCCCACACUCCUAUCGUUUUGUGAAUAUGUCUACACAUUUGGGUGAGACAGGAGAAGCCUUCAAGUCAGUCAUGUGCAUGAAUUGUGUUCCUUUGCUACCACAAUCAUCACUUAUAAGACUGUGUUUAUUCUUCAUUGAACUUAAAGAAAGACUUAAAAGUCGUCUGAGGUUUUUAUUCAGCGUCACCUUGAAUAAUCUUUCCAAUCAACGUCCAUCAGUGUAACUUUCAGCAUAAUCCAGAAAUGUUUCCUGUAACUGCAAAAGGUCGGAGGAAAAUUCCUUGUAAUCACGCACCAAGGCCUGUGAGUUUUGAGGCUGUGGGGCUGUGGGGCUGUGGGGCUGUGGGGCUGUGGGGCUGCUGGUCAGACAGCCAUAAUUAAAUAAAUUCAGGCUUCUUCAUCCUGUUAUUACUGGGUAUUUCGUGACGAUGCAUAACAGCUUUAAUCCUGCCGAGCAGAAGGAGCUCAGGUAUGCCAGCACAGUCAGGAGAGCUUCCCAGAAAGGUGUGUGUGUGUGUGUGCGGGUGUGCGCAUCUUUGUGUGUUUUAGUGUCAAAUUCAGCAUUGUCCAACUGCUGUCUUUAGAUCACAGGGAACAAGAUGACAUCGCUCAACCUGGCCACUGUCUUUGGGCCCAACCUUCUACACAAGCAGAAGAGUUCGGACAAGGAGUUUGCUGUCCAGAGUUUUGCCCGUGCCGAGGAGAGUACAGCCAUCAUAGGCGUGGUACAGAGGAUGAUCAGCACAUACGAGACCCUCUUCAUGGUAAGCUAUGACUUAUGGAAAACACUAGAACAUGGCGCCAAUGGACGGAUAUAUAAGCUUUUAUCACACUAGAUAGAGGACAGAGUAAAAACUUGGCACAGCUGAUAAACAAUUGAACUCACUUACUCACUGCUCCCCUUUCCAAGAAUAAUAGUUUUUAGGGGAAUUAUCAAGCUUAAUAGAGUGGCUCCAUCUAAUUAAAUGUAAACAUGACAUUUAUACAUUUUCAAGAAGGACAUGGAUGUUUUUAUUUAUUAAAACAUUAUUUGAUAAAAUAUUGAAUUUUGCCUUUACUACCCAUAGAAAUGCAUAUAAUAACACAUACAGUACCAGUAAAAAGUUUGGGCACACCUACUCAUUCCAGGGUUUUUCUUUAUUUUGACUAUCUUAUACAUUGUAGAAUAAUAGUGAAGACAUCAAAACUAUGAAAUAAUACAUAUGUAAUCAUGUAGUAACCAAAAAAGUGUUAAACAAAUCAAAAUAUAUUUGAUGACAGCUUUGCACACUCUUGGCAUUCUCUCAACCAGCUUCAUGAGGUAGUCACCUGGAAUGCAUUUCAAUUAACAGGUGUGCCUUUUUAAAAGUUAAUUUGUGGAAUUUCUUUACUUGUUAAUGCAUUUGAGCCAAUCAGUUGUGUUGUGACAAGUUGGGGGUGGUAAAAGACCAAGUCCAUAUUAUGUCAAGAACAGCUCAAAUAAGCAAAGAGAAAUUACAGUCCAUCAUUACUUUAAGACAUGAAAAUCAGUCAAUAUGGAAAAUGUCAAGAACUUUGAAAGUUUCUUCAAGUCCAUUCGCAAAAACCAUCAAGCGCUGUGAUGAAACUGGCUCUCAUGAGGACCACCACAGGAAAGGAAGACCCAGAGUUACCUCUGCUGCAGAGAAUAAGUUCAUUAGAGUUACCAGCCUCAGAAACUGCAGUCCAAAUAAAUGCUUCAUAGAGUUCAACUAACAGACACAUCUCAACAUCAACUGUUCAGAGGAGACUGUGUGAAUCAGGCCUUCAUGGUGAAUUGCUGCAAAGAAACCAAUACUAAAGGACACCAAUAAGAAGAAGUAACUUGCUUGGGCCAAGAAACACGAGCAAUGGACAUUAGACCGGUGGAAAUCUGUCCUUUGGUCUGAUGAGUCCAAAUUUUAGAUUUUUGGUUCCAACAGCCGUGUCUUUGUGAGACGCAGAGUAGGUGAACGGAUGAUCUCCUUAUGUGUAGUUCCCACCGUGAAACAUGGAGGAGGAGGUGUGAUGGUGUGGGGGUGCUUUUCUGGUUACACUGUCAGCAAUUUAUUUAGAAUUCAAGGCACACUUAACCAGCAUGGCUACCACAGCAUUCUGCAUCGAUACGCCAUCCCAUCUGGUUUGCGCUUAGUGGGACUAUCAUUUGUUUUUCAACAGGACAAUGACCCAACACACCUCCAGGCUGUGUAAGGGCUAUUUGACCAAGAAUGAGAGUGAUGGAGUGCUGCAUCAGAUGACCUGGCCUCCACAAUCACCCAACCUCAACCCAAUUGAGAUGGUUUGGGAUGAGUUGGACCGCAGAGUGAAGGAAAAGCAGCCAACAAGUGCUCAGCAUAUGUGGGAACUCCUUCAAGACUGUUGGAAAAGCAUUCCAGGUGAAGCUGGUUGAGAGAAUGCCAAGAGUGUGCAAAGCUGUCAUCAAGGCAAAGGGUGGCUACUUUGAAGAAUCUAUAAUCUAAAAUAUAUUUUAAUUUGUUUAACACUUUUUUGGCUACUACAUGAUUCCAUAUGUGUUAUUUCAUAUUUUUGAUGUCUUCACUAUUAUUCUACAAUGUAGAAUAAUAAAUAAAUUAGUCAUUUAGCAGACGCUCUUAUCCAGCGCGACUUACAGGAGCAAUUAGGGUUAAGUGCCUUGCUCAAGGGCACAUCGACAGAUUUUUCACCUAGUCGGCUCAGGGAUUAGAACCAGCGACCUUUCGGUUACUGGCACAACGCUCUUAACCACUCAGCUACUUGCCACCCUUAGAAAAUUUUUUAAAUAAAGAAAAACACUUGAAUGAGUAGGUAUGUCCAAACUUUUGACUGGUAGUGUACAUAAAUGGCAAAAAAAGUCCCCCCAAAAAUCUUAAGGAAUAAGGUUUUGACGUGUAUAUCUAGAAGAUAUAAGAAAGCUCAGGAAAUGUUUUUGUUUAUUGUCUCAAAACUACCUCCAUACAUCCAUUCAUUUGUAUGGGUUACCUUAAGUCGGGUCCCAUGACACUUGUGGGGGUUGUAGAGCAAAACAUCAUCAUGUUCGUGAGAGUCUCAUCAUUCCAUAGAGUGGUGUUAUUAGUUUGUAGACCAAACCGUUCGGACGCUACAGACAUUUUUGUGAGACGACCAAUUUUAGGGAUGUCUCAUAGUCUGACAAACACCGUUGUAGCUCAGCCACCUUCCACCGCAGAUGCGGAAGGCCGACAUAGGUGGAUGCGUUGGAUUGAGACACAGCCCAUGCAACAACUGAUAUCUCUAGUUUAAACUGACAGAAUUUGAUGGGGAUUUUGUUAUUAUGUUUCUUAGAUAGACUCAUGGGGAUAGACUCUUAAGGAAUAUUAUUAAAGUCUCUUAGCAAAGGGCCUGAAAACUAAUGUGAAUUAGGUAUUUCAGUUUUGUAUUUUUUAUAAAUUUGCACACAAAAUAAAAAAAUAGAAAUUCACUUCGUUAUUAUGGGAUAUUGUGUAUUGUUUGAUGAGUAUUUUUAUUUAUUUUUAUCAAUUUUAGAAUAAGGAUGUAACAUAACAAAAUGUGGAAAAAGUCAAGGGGUCUGAAUACUUUCCGAAUGCACUGUACAUUAUUGUGUCAAUAUCUGGCUCAACAGUUUGCCUACAUCUGAGCAGCUGAUUAUUUCUUGAGGGAGUUACAUAUCCAGUUUAAGCUAACACAGAAUGAGAUAAAUGUACCAACUCAGUUCAGCUCAGAUGUCCAGUUAAGGAUUGUGUGUUUCUGGCCCUCCCAGGUGCCACCUGACCUGCAGAAUGAGGUUCUAAUUAGUCUGCUGGAGACAGAUCCUGAUGUGGUGGAUUACCUGCUGCGGAGGAAGGCUUCUCAGUACUCGUGA
Messenger RNA from Coregonus sp. 'balchen', 20472 nucleotides. Lineage: Eukaryota; Metazoa; Chordata; Actinopteri; Salmoniformes; Salmonidae. The record is from the annotation of a GenBank genome assembly.